Messenger RNA from Pelobates cultripes (western spadefoot toad), 9645 nucleotides. Lineage: Eukaryota; Metazoa; Chordata; Amphibia; Anura; Pelobatidae. The record is from the annotation of a GenBank genome assembly.
GCGCGCGCUCUGACAGUUGACAGCGAGGCCGGUGCCAUUGGAUUUGUUAUGUAUCUUAAGAAAGGGGGCGUGGCCUCGCCGGGUAUCACGUGCACGGUUUCCCCGCCCCCUCCAGUUAUAAGGCAUUGACAGACGCGUUCGGCGACUUACAAUUUUCAUGCUCAGCACCGCGUGCAGGGGCCAGGCACGGCUAUCGCGCGCUCGCUCAGCUCCAGGUGGCUCCCAUGGCAGGAGCAGCAGCAACUGGAGGGAAUCCCCGCGCACAGCCGACAUACGUGACAGGAGCUCGCGGCUCCGCCGGCCGCCCAGAGCAGGGAAUCCCCGGAGCACCAUGACCUGCAUCCCGGCCAGCUCGCACUGACUGCGGACACUGAGCACUGCACUGCCAGCCCGGACUGCGCUUCCACGGCACCCGCUCCGUGUGUGUCUCGGGGGCUGCUCUACAGCUCCAUAUUAUAUACAUAGGGUUUUAUUACUCUAUACUCUGUGUGGAUCUCUAGUGCGAUCUCUCCUCGCUGCGGUCUGGGGACCCACCCGGGACAGGCUCUGCCGGCCGUCACUGCUUAAUGAGGUAUGUGGCACCUCCACCCCGGCUGCACACACAGAGAUAGAGUGGGGGUGCAGUGGUAUAUAAGCUGAAUGGGGACUGGUUCUGUAAUCACAAUGGCUUUAUUUAUGUGGGAGCAUGCUUGGUGCAGGUUUGUUUUAAGAAAUAAUUUUAAUCCCUAGAAUCCCCAGCUCGCCCUAUGUAACGCUUUGUGCUUAGUGACCCCUGACACUGAAUGCCUGCUUUACCUGUAGCUAACAUAACUUGCCAUGGGAGAUGUAGCAUAGUUUUGUGUUCUAAAAACUGCUGUAAAGUUGCAAACUUGUAACAAUUGCCAAUUAAACUGUACCUGUCAUUCCUUUUCAUUUGGUUCCCAUUUUUUAUUUUGGUGAUUGCUCCAUUUAUAGAACUUUGCAGCACUUUUUUCGAUCAGGGUACUACUUUGAAAUCUCUCCCCCUGGUGUACUGUGUCAUGAUCGCUCUCCUUCAGGAAGGGGUGUAGUAGUGGGCAGUUAUAAAACCUGCAGCAGCGUAUAGUGAUAUUUUAUGAUAUAUGUGUGUGAGUAUAAGAAGAUCGCUACAAGAAGCGGAAUAGUAGUCGCAAUGAAUAUGGGCCUGAGGAGAAGUAAAGGAUUUGUAACCCCCUCCCAUGCCCAGCCUAGCUGCAUGCUUUAAUGACAGGUCCUCUCAGCUUUGCAAAUCCUUCUCCCUGCCUCCCAUACAGCACUCCCUGUCAGGAUCUGCCCCUAUAGUAGGUAGUGCGGUGCCCGCCUGCCGCCAUGUGACUGUGUGUGUCUGUGCCCAGGCAGCCGCCCAGUGACUGUGACAUGGCUCUCAGCGGGACCUUGCUGCCAUCCAUCUCCACCUUCACAGCGGGGACCCCCGGCAAAGACAAAGUCCUGAGACAGGCAAGUGCUGGCAACGUGAGUAUCCUGAGGAUGUGCAGGGAGGAGCACAUUACUAGCACACCGCACACACAGCCAUACCUUUAUAACACUAUCUACCCCGUAUAUCCACAGGUAACAUCCAGCACUGCUCACCUGUACACAUGCAGGUACUGUCUGUAGGGAGUAUGAAACCUGUGCGUACACAUGAUUUACAGGCCACUCUAGCUAUGGGCUCAUGGCUGUUUAACUCUUUAUUUUAUCAGUCCAUACACUAACAUACCAUAUAUGCGAACUGAACGCAGAACACCCUAUUUGCUUUUCCGAAUGCAUGUGGCAAGCCUGGUCUUAAUCGUGUGUAACAUACGCGACAUACACUGUUUUCAUUUAGUAUAACAAUCUGCAUUUGUUUGCAUUUCUUUCCAUUAUUUUAGUUAGAGCUUUUGCAAACUCGAACCCGGUCUUCUUUGUCUGUUUGCUUUUUCAAGAAGUAUUAUUACAGUGUAGACCCUGUAUACACUGUGUUCUUAAGCUGUCUACAGCUGUACAGACACAAAAUGUGUGCAUAUUCAUUUAGGGUGUGACACUUAUGUUUAUGUAUUAUUUUAGUCUGUGUGAUCCUGUUUCUUUAGUUGUGGGGGUUUUUUGUUUGUAGAUCUCUCUACAAGAUGUCCUGAUCAAAAUUAUAUAUAUAUAUAUUUAUUAAAAAAAACACAAACAAACUUUUGACUCUAAUAUAAAACUACUGUAAUGGCCAGUUAUUAAUUACUACACGUCUUGGUGCUGAAACUGAAAGCAAAGCCGUCUAAACUGCUUACUGGCAUAUCACACUUUGCAUUUGGAAUACUUGUGCAAAGAGUUAAAAAAAAAAAAAAAUGCACUGUGCACAAAUUAGAAUUCUUCAUUUGGAUUUUUAAAGCUACUUUGAAGUUAAUAACUUUCUCUCAGUAGUUUCCCCAGUAAGCUGCAAGAAGUGCACAACAAACAUGAAAAGAAAUAGGCUAAAGUGACAGCUGGAAAAUGUAGAUCCAAGACAAGGAAGAUAUAUUUUUCAAAAUAUACUAUAAUGAAGCUUGUUUACUAAACAAGCUUCAUAUCACAGUAAAGAAAGUCCCCCUACCAUAACCUCAGUUUAAUACGCCAAUCAAAUAUGCGGAUAUACUCUGGGCUGAACGUUUGGCAUCAGUGGAUGUUCUUGCAAUGCUAUAUUUUUAAAAGGUAUGCGUCUUGUUUUCCUAAAUUUAGGAUAAUCUGUAUUUAAGUUAAAUUAUAAACCCCUAAUUUUUAAUACUGGGAAGGUAAUAAACUGCUGUUACUGCAUCUCAAGUAAUGUGACUAUCUGAAUUUAUUACUAAAGUAGUUAUCUUCUGUCUUCUACUAUUGAUAAACUUUUCUCCACCUGUUGUAUCUAGCAAUGGUGGGUACUUGGGACUAAUUCCAGGGGGGGUGCUCUUAGUUCAUGGUUUCUUACAAAGUUAGAUGUAGUUGGAAUUAAGUUGUUGCUAUUACAGAUGUUCCAUAUGUUGAAUGGAAAUGCCAGUGACUGAGGUGUUUGGUUUAAUAAUUCUUGCUAGCUGUUAAUGGUGUGACAAUUUUGAGAUGCCACAAUCGAAUACUUGUAAUAAAAAUUAAAGUUGAAUAGGAAUCAUAUAUAUACCACUGCUGCUGAGAUGCAUGGGGUGUAUCGGUGCAAGCAUGAAGCACAAACUUUGUUACGUAUUUGGUUCAGAUUUGCAGUGAAUACAAACAUCUUAGCUUGCUUUACACGGCCAUCUUUUUCCGCAUACUGACAGUUGUUUAUUUUUCAAUGCGCUGCUAUUCAGUCUUUGCCUUGUUACUCAUACCCUUGUGAUAGUGCUAUGAUGACAAAUGAAAGGGGCUCUGUUUGGGCUUUAUCAUAGAAGCCCAUUUGCAAGACAUGGCAAGCACAAACUUCAAAAUAUUAGGUAUCAGAUUUUUUUUCUUAUAUAUGCAAUGCAUACAAUAUACAUUUUAAAAAUACUUUAUUUUUAGCUUUAAAUGUUUUGGGUUUUCUCUUUUUCCCAGACACUUUACAGUACUCUGAACUAUCACUUAACUUGUUGCUAUGGAAUUAUCCCAAACACCACACUCUGCUUUGUCCCCCUAAGGGAUUUUUUUUCAUGUCUGCAAAUAUGAAGCAAAGAUGCAUUUUAUAAUUUGUGUAUAUGUAUGUGUUUGCUCUCCAGCAUUUUGUUGACUAACAAUUCUAAAGCUCUAAUCAUGAUCUAUACAAGUGAUUGAACACCCUUUCCCUUUAAAAAGUUGAACAAUUUGGCAGCAGUCAAAAUAAAAUGCAUAGCGAUUCCACUUUUAUUUUAAACCAUUCAGAAGGUUUUCAUGGAACUUAUUUUCAAGCAAGACUUCCAUAUUUCUUCAAGUAGGUCAAAUAAUUUUACUGGCAACUAAAAACAGAGCUGGAGAACUAUUUCAAAGGCUAAUAACAUCAUAGAAUUUAAGGCUAGUCACACUACUCUGUAUCUUUCAAGGCAGCAACAAAUCUUAAUUGGUUCAAUCCAUUGUGUUAAGGGUUUUUUGUUUAUUUCUUUUUUUUAAUCUUCCUGAAACAUUUUCUUGUUUUCCUUACAGAAGUGGAGGGAAGAACUGUCCCACAUGAAGAGGCACCCUGUACUAAACCAGUCUCGCCCCUUUGAGGGUUUGGAGGGAGAAUCCCAAAUUUUUCUUUCUCGUCGAGAGCAUGAAGAAUUUAAUGAACUUCUAGACUUUGAUUUUAUACUGUCAAACUCCUUAAUCCAGCAAGAAGCUCUGGUGGCUUCUUCAUCAUCAUCCUCUUCUGCUACCUCCUCUUCCCCUCCACCAGCAGCUCCUCUCGCAGACUCUCUGGUUGCGAUCCCAUCACCUUCCAGUUGCAACUUCACUUACCAGUUACGUUGUGCUCCAGAACCUUCUGGGGCUAGCACCCUCAUGUACUCUGCCAGGGAAUCUACAGUGCCCACCACCACUUUUAACCUGGCGGAUAUAAAUGAUGUUUCGCCUUCCGGUGGAUUUGUGGCUGAGCUAAUGAGACCAGAUUUGGAUCCAGUAUAUUUACAACAGCCACAAGCUAGCCUACAAGGUAAAUUUGUGCUGAAGACUGCUUUGGAAAUUGGUGAUUAUGGCCAAUCCAUCAGUGUUAGAAAGAGCAGUUCUGACAUGGACAACACAAUGGUUUAUAGUAGCCACCAGAUGCCCACAAUGUGCCAAAAAAUCAAGCAGGAACACUCAUCUUGUACGGUAGCAUGCCCCAUGGAUGGGCAAGUCCAACAGUCACAAGGGCAGCAUGAUUUCCAAGUAGGAAGGGUGCUGUCAAGCAGGACUAACCAACCUUUGUCACAAGAGGAGCUGAUGGUCAGAGAUUGUCAUGCACCUCAGACAUUAAAUCAUCAGACACUGCCAAUAUCUUCAGGCUACCACACCUCUGCCAGUUUCUCCCACUUCUCGUCAGAUCAGCAGCAGCCACAGCUGCCUCCAUCUCAACUUCAGUAUCAAGGUCAGUCUUAUCUAAGUAUUUUUGAAGAUCACUUAAACAUGCAACAUUUGAAACAAGAAGUGAUGCUGACUCCACCCUCUUCACCCCUAGAGCUUUUAACCCCUGUGGGCUGCAUGCCAGAAGAAACUAAGCCUAAGAGAGGACGAAAGUCUUGGCCUAGGAAAAGGACAGCAACUCACACUUGUGAAUAUGCUGGCUGUGGAAAGACCUAUACCAAGAGCUCUCAUCUGAAAGCCCAUUUGCGAACACACACAGGUAAGACAAAUCUUUUUAUACGUGGAGUAGUUUUAGACUACUUUAGCCUGUGCUGAAUUUUGUGCUCUUACCAGUAUGGAGCUAAAAGCUAUUUUUAAUAUCAAAUGAUAGUUUAGAAGGUUUCAAGACCUUUUAAUUUGUUAUAACCGCACUGUAUUUUAUGAAAAUGAAGCUUUUUUUUUUUUGUGAAACAUUUGUGAACACUGAGCCAUAUUUCCUACUGAAGUCUAUUUUUAAUUUGGGUUUUGUGGUUGAAUGUUGGCAAAACUCUAGGCAUGGUACAGAAAGAAACAAAAUGAGCAAAUUCAAUUUAAGUUUUUUUUUUUUUUUUCCUUAAAUGGCAUAAAAUGACCUUAUGUUACAACUAGUCUCUGUUGUUCAACAAAUUCAUUAUCAAUCAAAACAUCUGUAAGAUGCUAAACUAUAUAUUACAUCUCUCUAUAUUUGGUUAGUUUGAUUUUCAAUAUAGUAAGUCGUCUUUUGGUUUUUGUUUUCAAAACAAACAGUAUAUGACCAAUGCAAUCAUAUUCUCAUAUAACAUACUAAUGUCACUUCCAAAAUAUUCUACCCUGGUUUGUGUAUAAUAUAUUAAUGUGUAUACAAUUAUAUUGUAGGCAUAUCGGUCACAUUAAGGAUAAUGUGAGAUUUUAAAACAGAUCACCUAAACACAAUUUGCGGACAAAGAGUACAGCUUUCACAUUUGACCUGUGCUUCAUUCAUUUAUAAAAUACUUAAAGCGGCACUGUCACCACCCAGAAGACCAGUGACUGCUGCAGAGAGAUUAGCUGUCAUGAGUGCAGAAAAUGACUUGCCAAAAGAUGGCACCCACACAGGGCAGGUCAGGGAAAUCUCACCUUUCCCUGGUGCCCACACCACUGGCAGUGAUGUCACUGUUUGGUCUUUGCAAGGUCUCUAGACUGACGGUGCUGCUUUAAAUGUAGCGCACAUCUUUAAUAUGUUUAAUGAAAAAUAAAGCAAGACUUUGAUUGCUAUAACUUUGUGGACUUCUUGGUUAAAACAAAUGUCUAGCAUCUCUAAUGCUGUCUGUGCAGCAAAAGCUGCACAAUAACAAAUUAAGUUGUAUGUUAGCGAACAGGUGCAAAAAAGCCUGAAAUUGGUGACCACUAAAGCACACUCAUCCAUUCCCCAAAUUUUCUUAUUUAAUGGCUGUUUGGUAUUUUAUUUUCUUUCUUACCUUUUGCUACUUUUUGACACUUUCAAGUGGAAAAAUUCAUUUCACAAGAUGAGGUGUGGUUGUCUGUGGAUGUUGGCAAAGUAUAGAACAUGUCAAGAGCACACCUGAUUCAUAUUUUGAAUAGUAAAAUGUAGUUGCAGUAAACAAUGAAGGUAAAAUAACUUUGAUCCUUUUCAGACACUACCACACAAACCCUAAGGGCCAAGUACAUGACAAUAGCAAAAACUCUCACAUGGCAUUGGGCACUCUAAUGUUAAGAACACUUCUUGACUAUUUAAGUACUUCUGCUUUUGACUAUAAACCCCAAAUCCACUGUCUAGCCACUGCUUAACUUGCGCACAUUGUUUUGUCUUUUAAAGUGACAGGCUCAUCGUGUUUUGCAUAAACUGGGAAGGGUGGGGGCGGGUGGCUGGAAAUCCAUAUUUGUGCACCUUCCUAAGUCAUGCAAUAUUUUGUCUCAUUAGGCAUAACUGCUCAAUAUAAAUCUUGAUUUUUAUAUUUGUAGUUAAUGCUUAUAUCUGUAGAACCCUGAAUCUAGGCAAUGCCUUUUUUGAUCACGGCAAAUAAAACUAACUCUACAACAUAUAACUGCUCAACUUUCCUUUGUAACGUUUGCAGUCAUUGCAAAGACCUUGCGAUUUGUUUCUCUUGAUAUAUAGAUAUAGGUUUUUUGUUUUGUUUUUCCAAGACUUAGUUCAGAGUGGCUUUUUGAAUGUAUAGUCUACUUUUGUUUUUGGCAUACGAAGAAACAGUAAACCACUGACAAAUGCUUUAUUUUUAAUGUUAAAAUAAUGACCAGAAAAAGGUGUGCCUUAAUUUUAAUGUCAUGAUCCCAUUUCAUAUCAAAAUAUUAAUUUAGACUGGCUUCAAAAUCACUCUUAACAUGAGCUUUGGUGUUUGGGUUUUUUUUUUUUUUUUCAGAGCCUAAAAAGUUUGUAGAUGGGCUGCAAAUUAAGUCAAAUAUGACUAUUUUCUUAUAUUUUGGUUCUGUUGCCACAUAGUAAAUUUUCAAUUGACUCAAGCAGUUCAUAGAAAUAAGAUUUUAGAAUUUGAAAUGAGGAAAAUGUAAAUUUCAACUGUAUUUGUUGGACUUUAAAUGUUAAAUUUGCUUUCUUGAGGAUUAAACUUGGUAUAGUCAACAUAGUUAAAUGAAUACUAACCUUAUGUAUACUUUCCUGUUCUCAUUUUUAUAGGCGAAAAGCCAUACCAUUGUGACUGGGAAGGUUGCGGAUGGAAAUUUGCUCGAUCUGAUGAACUAACACGUCAUUACCGGAAACAUACAGGUCAUCGACCUUUUCAGUGUCAAAGGUGUGACAGAGCUUUCUCUAGGUCAGACCACCUUGCCUUACACAUGAAAAGGCACUUUUGAGAUAUGGGAUUAAUGUAAUCUUGCGCAAUACUGCCACAGGAAUUUCAGUAUUCGGCGUAGCUACAUCAGAGGACGGCAAGCACUACAGUUAAUCAAAUUGUAUGAACUGGAACUUCAGCAAUUUGAGAAAUUGUCAUCCAUAAAUAUGUAACCGAAAAAAAAACUUGAAUUGACAAGACCUCAGAAAAUUGGGUUUUGACUGGAUUUUAAAACAUUCCAUUUUUUCUUCUAGCUAAAACAGACUUGAAUCUUCACAGCUUACAUCUCCAAGAACACACUAAAAGAUUUCAAAGUAGUUUUACAAGGGAUGUUGGAAAUUGCAGGUUUGCAACAUCCCUCAAGUCUUAAGAGGGAUAAAGGCAACAGGGACAACUGCAUUUUUUUUUUUGAUUCAAUGCAAAAUGACUGGAAAUAUAUAUACUCAAAGUAUAUUUGUAGCUACGAAGUCAAAAAAGAUUAAAUGUAGACACAGAAAUGUUUGAAGGAAAGGCUAUAAAAUCAAUUAGCUAUUGGUGCUUACUGGUUGAUGCUUCUAAUGGUACCAAAGAAAAAUGAAGCCAAAGUUCUCAAACUGCUGCAUAUUUGACAAGGAAUCUUUGUCUUCCGAUAUUUUUUUGUUUUUAAGAAUUAUGACCAAAGUCAGGUGUAAAUACCUGAUUUAUUAAUGUAAAUGCAGACAGUAUGUGAAGCACUGUGGUUUCUAUGUGCAAUAAUUUUGUACUAUGGUCUCUUUCCACAUAUGCCUUAUACAGAACAAAUUUUUCUAUAUAGGACUUUACAUAAUAAAGUAUGUAAUAUAAAUUUAAGUAAACUUCUAUUUUGUAUAUUUGUAAAGUAUGAAGUAAACUGAACAUUUUGUUGACACUUGUAUUUUACAUAUUCAAUAAGUUUUAAAUAAACCUAUAAUAUUUUAUUUGGGGUACUAGUCUGUCUCCAAAUGUGUUAAUUUUUGUUUUGUUAAUGGAGAGUUUCCACACUUUACACUUUUUUUGCUAUAAAAAUGUUAGUGUAGAUAACCUCAAGAUGCAUAAUAUAAGCAUGCAAUGAUGUAGUGGGGUGGGUAGAUGAGAUAGGAAACUAGACCUGAAGUAUCUGUCUUGAUAAGAAAUAACUAAAAAUAUUGGUAACAUUUAAAAUUCAGUUCAAGAACUGGAAAAUGGAAGCUUGGAAGGCCACAUUUAAAGGGAUAGAUCCAAAUUACAUGGGAGAUAUUGGAAUAAGGAGCAUGGAGUUAGAGGUAGGGUUUCCAAAUGUAUACCUCUAUCCUGCAACUUGGCUCCUUGUCAAAGUUCUCUGUUCCUAAAAGUUGGCUUAUCAUAAAAUGCCAGCUCAAGCAGGUUUUUAGCUUAUAUCUGUAUUGUCUACAGUUUGCAAAUUCACAUGUAUAGCAAAGGACAAAUUGGAGGUGAUGAAAAUGAAGAAAUGCUGAUGGGGAUAUGUUGACGAGAAGAGGGCUUGAACAUCCUAGUUUUGCAUGGUCAGGUGACUGGGAAGAUCUGAUCUCCUUUCUGACGUGCACCAUCUGAAAUGAACCUUAAUGUACAGCUUGCCUGGUCUUAAAAACCAUAUGCACACAAUAGUUUCAUGAAAUAAUCCAAAGUGUCAUCUCUCUAUUGAUGCAGUCACAUGCCAGGCAUUAAGGGAUGCAUCACCAAUAAUGUAAGCACUUAAAAUAAAAAUGAUGGCACCACAAGAGUGAGGUAAGUAAAUGUCACCUAUAUCACAUUGUUUUACAGACUACCUAAAGCUGCCCUUGCCCACCCACCUGACUUGUUCAUUUAAGCAAUAAAUGUUAAUGCCACCAAUGGCUUCACUAAAUGUAUAAACUAGCACAAUUUUUUUUUUUUUUGUGUGUGAACCUGCUGUCUGUAAACUCAUCCAAAAAAU